This is a messenger RNA of Trichomonas vaginalis G3, 567 nucleotides long. RefSeq names its product GTPase protein. Gene Ontology annotation, molecular function: GTP binding; GTPase activity. The transcript has a single exon. Bases 1 to 567 code for a protein of 188 amino acids. NCBI's taxonomy places the organism in Eukaryota, Parabasalia, Trichomonadida, Trichomonadidae. The record is from RefSeq and is a predicted model, not a curated record.
AUGAAUUUAAACAUAUCUCUUAUAGGUGAUUCGGCCGUGGGAAAAACUUCAAUUGCAAACGCAAUGGCUCAAAUCAGGUUUUCUACUGAAUAUGAACCUACUAUUGGUGCUUCAAUGGUUAAAAUUCCUUUCGAAAAAGAUCAGCAAAAAUAUAACUUUGUAAUAUGGGAUACUGCAGGAAUGGAGAAAUACAAAUCUCUUGCCCCUGUAUACUAUCGCGAUUCAAAGGCAUCAAUAAUCGUUUUCGACUUAAACUCAAUAGAAACACUCGAACAUGUAUCAGAAUGGCUUAACUUGUAUCAGUCUAUUGCUGGUGAAAAUAAUCCAAUAUUAUUAAUUGGAAAUAAAUUGGAUUUAGCAGAAGACCCUUCAGAGAUUAGAAAUCAGGCAGAAAAAUGGAUUUCUGAACAUUCAGCAACAUACAUUGAAGUUUCAGCUAAAAAUUGUACCAAUAUUGAUGAAAUUUUACCACUCCUGUUUAAUAUAAUGGUCAAAGCUGGAUUAAGUCUUUCUCCAUCUAAAAAGCAAAGGAGGAAAACUAAAUCGGAAAGAGGUUGUUGCUCUUAA